AAUCCAGAAACUUCAAGAAAAUCACUUUCUCCUAUUCCUUCCAUAUAUAAAUACUCAUAUGAUCAUAUCAAAAAACUCACCAAACCAUCACUUGCAAUAACAACACAAUUAAAACAAAACCCAGAUUUAAAUUCCCUCUUCCAACACACACAUACAUCCAGAAUUAAGAAUGUCUCUCUUGCAGUCUCUCUUGGACCAACCCAACUUCUUGUCCCCUCUCAGAGUUUUUAACUCAGACAUAGGCGACAACAACACCUACAUGGACUGGAAGGAGACUUCACAUGCCCACAUCUUUGAAAUUGAUCUUCCAGGCCUUACAAAAGAGGAUGUGAAGCUUGAGGUGCAUGAAAAUAGAGUGGUUCAUGUGAGUGCAGAGAGAAAGGCAGAGCCCGAAACAGAGGACCCCAAGAAUGAAACGUGGCACUGCAGGGAAAGGACAAGUGACAGCUUCUCUAGAAACUUUCGGCUGCCUGAAAAUGCCAAGGUUGAUGAGAUUAAGGCUUCCAUGUGUGAUGGGGUUUUAGUAAUUACAGUGCCUAAGGAGGAUGACUUGAAGAAAAAACACAAGCAUCAGAAGAAGGUUGAGAUAUCUGGAGAUGAUGAAAAACAUGGCUCCAAAGGGCUCGGACGCUUUGUGUGCUGCAAAGCUUAGAGAAUAUAAUUACACUAUGAGACCCUUUUUCAAUCAAUGUUUAUGAAUUCAAAUCUUUCUUGUGAGCUCUGUUUGGGGUAUGUAAUUUUGCUUUGUGAUUAAUUUUUGGAGUGAAUUUGUGCUGUUUGUAUUGUAUGUUCAAAGUAAUGUAAAUGGAGUGUAAUUUGCAACAUUGUGAUUUUAA
This is a messenger RNA of Prunus avium (sweet cherry), 836 nucleotides long. Lineage: Eukaryota; Viridiplantae; Streptophyta; Magnoliopsida; Rosales; Rosaceae. The record is from RefSeq and is a predicted model, not a curated record.